AUGAGUGAAAUGGAGGAAAAUUGUAAUUUGGAUGAUCCAAGACCACAUGUGAAUAUUAGUUUGCCAUGGCCUGUUUACAAUUCACAUUUUAAAGUUAAUAAAAUACUUAACGAUAAUGACUAUGAUUUACACAAAACUUUUGAAGUUUCUUGCAAUCAUUGCGUUACAAGAAAAACUUUAACUGCGGAUUCAAGAUCCAUGUCCAAUCUUCGUAAACACUUAAAGCUUAAACAUAGUCAUGUAAAAACUGUAAAAGAACUACUGAUGCCAAAUAUGAAUGUAUCUGUAAAUUGUAUAAGAAAAGAAAUUGAUGGAACUGAUAAACAUGACACCAGCAUCGAAUCAAAUGUUAAAAAAAUCAAAUUUAACACAACACAGACAUCUUUGAAAAGCUUCAUACGUUCAAAAGAUAAUAACAUAAGUUUAGUUUCUCAAGGUAAAUAUGUACUAGAGUAA
This is a messenger RNA of Macrosiphum euphorbiae (potato aphid), 456 nucleotides long. The record is from the annotation of a GenBank genome assembly. Lineage: Eukaryota; Metazoa; Arthropoda; Insecta; Hemiptera; Aphididae.